UGAAGCUGCGAAAAUCCAACUGAGAGAUGAUGUAUCCGGGGUGUUCUCUGACCCGCUCAGCCUUCCUCUUCUUCUUCUUCUUUUCCUCUUUCGGACCGGCACAAACCGAAGUGGUGAGGUCCAUUUCGGACUGUGCCGACUUCCUUCUUAACCAAUCUCCUCCUCAAAUUCCCAACAUCCUGAAGAAUGGGAAGAUCCUGGACCAGAUCCGAUACAAGCCCAUCUGCCAGACGUACCGGAACACCAGAACCUUUCUGACGCUUUACGACACCGAAGAAAGGAUCCCGGUGUUCUCUGCUAUCAAGUUUGUUCAAGACAAAAAACCCGGAAACAGACCUAAAAACCGAAAAUGGAUGAUUGAACCUCAGCUUGAAAAUGAAUCUGCUGACAAGAACAUGAAAGAAGACAGCAAGAAGCAAGGAACCUACGUCCACCAGGCUUCAAAUUCUGAUUACAAGAACAGUGUCAGGCAUAACAGAGGCCAUGUAUGUCCCAGCGCCUACGCCUCCAACGAAACGACCAAAGCCUCCACCUUCACCCUGACCAACGUUGUUCCACAAGUGAUAACAUUCAACAGCGGAAGCUGGGAGAAGAUGGAGACUUGCACCAAAUGUUUCAUGGAAAAGUUCUGCAAAAACAACAACGGUGCCAUUGAGGGCUUUGUGGUGACCGGAGCCAAGCCCGGCGAGAGCAAACUCAAAGACCACGUCAACAUCCCCUCCAAGAUGUGGUCGGCAUUCUGUUGCUAUAGUACCAGCAAAAAGGCGUGGUUAGCAAGCGCCCACUGGAGCGAGAACGUUCAUGAACCCAAAAACUCAUAUAUGCAGACAAAGACUCUGAAGGAGCUCUACAAGGAGCUGGGGGCACCAAAAGCAGAUUUUAACGUCUUUCCUGGAACAAAGUGUCCUCUGGAGACAACCGUCACCAAGUUUUACCCAAACUUAGACAAGUCCUGCAAAUGCCCACCUCCUACCUUCAAACAGAAGAACAAGAACAAGAAUAAGAGCAAGAACAAGAACCAGAACAAGAGCAAGAACCAGAAGAACAAGAAGAACAGGGAAAAGAACCAGAAGAUGAACAAUAACAAGAAGAGAAGACCAAGUUAUUGAUCUAGAUUAUCUUAAUCUCUGGCUAAUAAAGAGGCUAAGCUUUUUCUGGGGGAGGGGUUCAUCUUGGUUAACUAUGACAGCUCACAACCGAAACAUAAAACUUUAUUAACAAAAUUUACCACAAAAAAAAAAAAUAAUAAUAUUAAUAGACCAUUGGUGUUUUUGUCGUACUAACCUAAACAAAAGACGUAAUUAUCAUUUACCAGAACUCUCAUGUCAAUUAAGUCAGAUAUUGACAGCUAAUUGGUGUAAAGCUGUCAGAGCAACAAUGAUUUUGCACUUAUUUGUGACUGGAAACAAAAAAAAAAACCUAUACAUUCUCACUCCCAACUCCUCAAAUAUUGACGUUUGGUUAAGUACUCCUCUGGUUCACUUUUUGACUUUUUUAUUCACGGGUUCUCAACCUCCAGGUUGCAAAGUGGAACCAGUCCAGUACCAGGACGCGAAGCACACCCCUAACCCAGUACCAGUUUCCGUCCAGUACUGCAUAUUAAAUUUUAAAUGAAAAGGUUCACAUUUGCUUGUAAUGUAAACAAUUUUAUCUGCUAUUUUUUAUGUUUUUCAUUUGUUUGCACAAUGACUUAGAUGAGUAUUUCUAAGAUAAUUGCCCUUUUCUCAGCCUGUUGCUCAGUUUGUUGUUUUUUCUUAUUUUUAUGUAAUUGUAGUUGGAAAUAUGUUUUCUAGUGUCCGAUUUCUGGAUUGUUUUGGACUGUUAAUGUCCUACUUAUGAUGAAAUCGAUGUCUCCUGCAGCACUGACCGACUUCCACUGGACUGAGAUCAACACUCUGCUCGGAUCAUUUCGGUCAGAAACAGUGACACCUGCUGGUUGUUCGCUAUCAAUACAUCCAUUUACACUUCAUGACUUCAAGAAGAUUUUAGUCGAUGUUUGUCUUUUUAUGAAAUGUUUAAUCAAAGAUGUGUGAUUGU
Oryzias melastigma (Indian medaka) is the source of this 2037-nucleotide messenger RNA. RefSeq lists its product as uncharacterized. The record is from RefSeq and is a predicted model, not a curated record. Lineage: Eukaryota; Metazoa; Chordata; Actinopteri; Beloniformes; Adrianichthyidae. Gene Ontology annotation, molecular function: nucleic acid binding; hydrolase activity; metal ion binding. The transcript has 3 exons. The coding region runs from base 27 to 1109 and encodes 360 amino acids.